Molecule: messenger RNA, 4172 nt
Organism: Populus euphratica (Euphrates poplar)
Lineage: Eukaryota; Viridiplantae; Streptophyta; Magnoliopsida; Malpighiales; Salicaceae
Product: forkhead-associated (FHA) domain-containing protein
Exons: 7
Coding region: 580-3804 (1074 amino acids)
Cellular component (GO): nuclear membrane
Molecular function (GO): protein binding
Source: RefSeq, a predicted model, not a curated record
UUAUUUUAUUUUAUCUAAUAGGAGAAUUGAAUCCUUACAAGAGAAGCUUAAUCAUAGGACCAUUGCCGGGUUAUUAAAAUUUUAUAUUUUGAAUGAUAAUAAACAUGCAUUUGGAUAUGGAACCCUAGAUUAUGUUUUUCUUACCAACAGGCAAUGUACCCAUAAAAGUAGGAACACGUGGAUUAACUGUGCACAACCUCCACAAUACCAUAACGUCUAGCCUCUCAGACCAUGACACGUAGAAAGUACGGCUUUCUCUUCCCUCCUUGAAAAGACAUCGUUGACCUCACCUUGCCAUAUGUACGCCCACGAUCGGUUUAAACAACAAUCAUCAAUAACACCAGCAAUGACUAAUCUUUAACAAUCCAACAUGGCAAGGAGAUAAAUAGCCGUUGCAGUCACACCAGAAACCCUAACGGUCACCAUUUUCGAAAUGAAAAUUCAAAAUCGAAGUUCCUCUCUCCAUCACCACAUGAUAACCAUAUAAAACCCCUCCCUGUCUCUUUCUUUAAAACCAAGAUUCUGCUUUCUCUCUCGAGAAACCCAGGAAAGAGGGAUUUUUCUUAAACCCCAAGAAAAAUGGCAAGCAACAGAGAGAAAAAACCUGAAGAAGAAGAGAGAAAGAUCCCAGUUUUUACAGUACUAAGGAACGGUGCAAUUCUCAAGAACAUUUUUGUAAUCGACAAGUCACCAUUACCUUCACCAACAUCUUCAGAGCCGUCCAUUGAAAAUGAAGAGAACCCAGUUCAAGAAACUGAAGAAAUCUUGACUUUUGGUAGACACCCAGAUUGCAAUAUUGUUUUAAAUCACCCUAGCAUUAGCAGAUUCCACCUUCAAAUCAAUUCAAGACCCUCUUCACAGAAGCUCUUUGUCACAGAUUUAUCUUCUGUCCAUGGGACUUGGGUUUCAGGGAAGAAGAUUGAGCCGGGGUUUCGUGUAGAGCUCAAUGAAGGUGAUACAAUAAGGGUUGGUGGCUCAACUAGGUACUACAGGCUGCACUGGGUUCCUUUGAGCCGUGCAUAUGAUAUGGAAACCCCAUUUAUAUCACCAUUAGAUAUGGCAAUGAUUGAAGAGAAGCUAGAGGAAGAUCCAGUGCUUGAAGAAGAAAAUGAGGCGAAAAUGUCUCAGGAUGAGAACUUAAUGGCAACUGAAAGAGAAUCUGUUGAAGAGAAAGGCUCACUGGAAGUGGCAGGAAAAGAUGAUGAAAGAUAUCAGGCCAUGGAUUCUACAUCAGUUGAAAAUAGAGAAACAAAGUCUUUGGAUUUAAUAUUACAGGAUGUAGGCUACUUGUAUUGUGAGGAGAUUUGGGAGUCAAUUGCAAAGAAAGAGAUCUCGUCAGCUGCUUUAGUGCCUGAUGAAAGCAUGGAUUCUUUGUUUUAUGAUGCAAAUGAAGAUAUAGAAAUGUCAUUCAGAAAUGACCAUAAUGUGAAGGAUAUAUUAAGCCCCACAGCUGUCCAGGGAGUUAUUUCGGAAACUAAGUGUCGGCAAUAUGAUGGACAUAACCAGAGCCCUGAAUAUUUUUCUGUUCGACAAGAACUGCCGGAGACAGAAACCAAAGGGAGUUCAAUGAUCAGAGAAUCCAAUGCUGUGUUUUCUUCCUUGUCCACUGCAGAAGUGGAAUCUCAGUCAGCCCCUGAGAUGCUAGGAGCAACAGAAAAUGGAAGCUUAUUGAGCAAAGGCCAUGAACCAAUUAAUAUCUUCUCUCAUGGGAUAGAAAUGGUGAAGUUGUCUUUGCCUGUAAAAGAUCUUUCAGAUAAUGACAGUAAAAAAGUCAGAAAAGAAAACCAGACUCUAGAGCAUCUUGUUGCUUUAGAACCAACAUAUAAAGAAGGAAACCAAGGGAAUUUCACAGCAAAUCUGCUAGUGAACCUGAACUCCGCAUGUUCUGAUGACCAAGCUGUUUCUUUAAAAUCAACAUAUGAAGGGAACCAGGAGAAUUUCACUGCAAAUCUGCAGGAGAACCUGAAUUCUGCAUGUUCUGGUGACCAUGCUGUUGCUUUAGACCCAACAUAUGAAGAAGGAACCCGAGAGCAUUUCACUGUAAAUCUGCUGGAGAACCUGAAUUCAUCAUGUUCUGAUGACCAUGCUGUUGCUUUAGACCCAACAUAUGAAGAAGGAACCCAAGAGAAUUUCACUACAAAUCUGCUGGCAAACCUGAACUCCUCAUGUUCUGAUGACCAUGCUGAUGCUGACAUGCUUGAAGUGGAAAACCAGAAUCUUUCAAGGGAUGACCAUGAGCAGAGUGAAUACGCCAGCAUCUGCUCUGUGCUCCUCGCAGCGGAAUCUGUGAGCUCAUCUUUGCCUGCAGGACUCCUCUCUGAGAUCAUAGAUAGCAAAAAGUGCCAGACCCCACAAUCCGUACUUGCUUCAAUUGAAAACCAGGGGAACUUACAGAGCUCUCACGUCAGAUCAGAGAAAAAACAGAGCUCUCGUAACAUCUGGUCAAGAAGAGGUAAACCCAAAGCUGUUCUUCAGCUUCAAACAAGUAGGAGUAGAGAAAAGAAUAGAGGAGAUGAUGUUGAAUGGGAGAACCAGGAGAAUACUGAGAAUAUAUCAAUCUCAAAGACUAUUUUCCCUGGUUCAGAAGCAGCAGAAGAAGUCCUUACCCCAGGCAAGGAGAAUUACUCACCAAAUACUCUUCUGCUUAAGUCCUUGAAAAAGAAGGGUAAACGAGAAGAAACGCAACUUUCCAAAUCACGCAGAUCAACCUCUUCAAAAAUUGCUUUUAGUCCCUAUAAGCAACCAGAAGAAGAGAUGAUCGCCUCUCCAGAUAAAGAGAACCAGGCACCAAAAGUUCUCCAACAAACAAAAUUAGCUAUAUCAGCUUCAAGGAAUCAAGUGAAAUUCAAGAAAGAGAUGGUACUAGAGGAGAGUAAGGCAGAAAGAGUUCCACUACAAUCUUUACUUGUGAAUUUCUCAGGAAAUAGCAAUUCUGAAGCUUCAGUCCCUAAUGAUGCUACAAGAAGCAGUAUUUCUGUUAAUUGUUCUCAAAUUAUGCGGACGAGUAACUUCACUGGAGAUGGUAAGAGAAGAUGGACUAUGGUGACAGAUACAGCUUCUCUUGUGGACAAGGAGUCAAGGAAGUCAUUACAGCUUUUACAAGGUCUCAAGGGGACUCAUUUGGUCAUUCCAAAAAUGGUGAUAAGGGAACUAGAUUGUUUGAAGCGUCGUAGUAGCUUGUUUAGAAAAAAAAUGGAGGCAUCAUUGGUGUUGGAAUGGAUAGAAGAGUGUAUGGUGAGAACACCAUGGUGGAUUCAUGUCCAGAGCUCAAUGGAGGAGGGAAGGCACAUAGCACCAACCCCACCUGCUUCUCCGCAGUCACGAUUCAGUCAGGGAAGUGAAGGGUUUCCGCGUGGGACAGGAAGCUCAGUUCCGUUUCCAGCUCAUGGAAGUUUUCUAGAAAUUGUUUCACCAACAGCGGAAGAUCAUAUCCUUGAAUAUGCUCUUUCCUAUAGGAAAAUGAAUAGAAAUGGACAUCUCAUCCUUCUAACUAAUGACGUUACCCUGAAGAUCAAAGCCAUGUCAGAGGGUUUGAUUUGUGAGACAGCCAAGGAAUGUCGUGACAGUCUGGUGAACCCCUUCUCUGAGAGGUUCUUGUGGGCUGACAGCUCUCCUAGAGGACAGACUUGGUCUGUCUCGGACGAUUUAGUUUUGAAGGAAAGGUAUUACCGAAGCCCUUCAAAGAAAUCAUCUAAAGGAGAAGGUGCAAAGGGCUUGAAGCUCAUUCUGCUUCAUAAUUCUCAGUACGGGCAGAUCAGUCAGUCAGAACAAUGUAGUUUGUUCAGAAACAGAUACUUGUUUUAGUUCUUUUAGCAAUUCAAUGGUAAAGUUGAGUUGUCUGCUGACCACUUUUUUGGUCUUGGAGAACAUCAAAUAGCAGUUCUUUUGAACGAUAAGUUUUUCUAUUUAGUAUGAUGAAAAGUGGUGACUGGGAUUUCAACAUCAUCUUUCUCACUAAAUGAAAUCCCUUGAGAUGAAGCAGAUUUAUUUGCUGUGUGAAGAGAUUUGAGUUUGAUCGUAAUUUAGUGGGAUUGACAUCACAUUUUUAUAUUUUUCCCAUAAAACACGUGUUUGGAUUUGGGGUUAUCUAACAUGUAGCCAUCAUGGACAGGAUCCUUCCAGGAGGAAAAUAGCAUCUCAGCAACAUGCCACUCAGUUGCUCUCAUUAUUUC